This is a messenger RNA of Helicoverpa armigera (cotton bollworm), 3517 nucleotides long. RefSeq lists its product as uncharacterized. The record is from RefSeq and is a predicted model, not a curated record. Bases 1159 to 2559 code for a protein of 466 amino acids. Gene Ontology annotation, molecular function: nucleic acid binding; zinc ion binding. NCBI's taxonomy places the organism in Eukaryota, Metazoa, Arthropoda, Insecta, Lepidoptera, Noctuidae. The transcript is spliced from 2 exons.
GGUCAUUGAUUGGAAUGUGACCUUUAUUUUCGUUAGGCUUGACAAGCGCCGCGGUGGCUAAACGGUUAACGCUUGGGCAUCGAUAGCGAGGAGGCUUGAGUUCGAUCCUAACAUCGCGCAAUACUUUUGGUAGCUUAUUUUGCCUUUUUGGGUGUCCAAUCCGUUGUAAUGCAUUCUAUCGCGUGAGGGUGGCACAUAAGUCCAAACUCCACUUGCGACAUUUAUCUCAAAGAGGACGGACCUAUGUUGAUGUGGUCAUUGUGAGCUACUAUCUACCGGCAUAGUAUAAAUAAGAUUAUGUUAAAGUGAUUCACACAUUAAGAUAAUAGUGAUUGUGCUUGUGUAAUCCGAACAGGGCCUCACGCAACGCCCUUUGAGUUUGGAUCUUAAUAAGACCUAAGAACGAAAUCUUAGAUAUACCUAUCAUAAGGAUUAUCCCCUGAAUACGGAGCUACCGGGCAUAGGUGUUGGCAGAGUUCACCAUAAUUAACUCUCCUGGCGUCCAAAUUAGAUUAAGUUAGUUUAAGCUUAGGUAUUCUGUGAGUGGCUAGUUUUAAGGUUCUGAUAAUAUACGGUGGUAAUCACUGAUCUCGUUUCAUUGUGCAUGAAAAACCCGUAACAAAUAGCGCCCAACGUAAAAAAAAAUCGGGUGUAAUACACCGACAUUCUUAUACCGUCAUUGCAUUUUGUCAAAAUUAGUCUGGUUGUGAAAUGAAAUACGGGUUAAAGUUAAAUAUAAGUUGACUUUUUUUUGUGAGUGUACCCACGUAAGUUUUUUCUUAACUGGUAAUGGUAUGUUAUAUUAUGUUCUUUGUUUAGUUACAAUAUUACUUUUGUGCACUUUUUACCAUAAGUAUGUACAGUUAUCACUUUUUACUUGUUACCGAUUGUUGAGUUGAGGUUAUAUAUAUAGUUAUUAGAGUAUAAAGUAAGUUAGAAUAUUAAGAUAUAUAGUUAUUAGUAGAGGUUUUGUUUUUAUCUUGACGGUACCGAAGUAGCUUAACUAUUUUAAUUGAAGAUUAGUUUAGAAAGGUACCGGCGAUUUCUUCGUUCAAAUAUUGUUGUAAAGUAGGAAAAUAGAUAAGUAUCGUUAAUAUUAUUGUAAUUACGGUGGAUAUUAGCUCACAUUUACCGUUCGUAUUUGUUUAAGUAUUCGUUAUGGAUCCUUAUUAUUUGUUAAAAGAGGAAUUAGAGUUUGAACUUCAAUCGAGAGGAGUCCCCAUAAAGGGCAAUGUUGAUUUAUUGAAGAAACUUUUGAAGGAACUGCUCAUUACCGAGCAGUCGGGGUUAGUAAAUUAUGAAAUCAAGGCUCCUCGACAAGUACUAGCAUCACCGGAGGCGGAAUUAAAACACUGCAAGUCCAAAUUAACAACGUUAGCCACGUAUAUUAAUGAAAUAACAGAGAAACCGGAUAGACACUUAUUUAAACGAUUAGUAUCGCGGUUGUAUCACGUUAAAAAUAGGUUAGAACUUAUUUCGAGUGGGAACGCGGCCGAGGAUAAUAUUAAGGUCGAACUUUCCACGCGUUGUCAAAUGUUAUUGGACAAGCUUGAGGCAAAGGAUGACGCUGAAGUUCAGAAGGAUGAAAUUACUCCAGAGAUUAAACAAUUGUUACACGAAACCUUGGGUGAGGUUGGGGAUAAUAUUGUAAAAAAACUACAAAUUGAUACCGAGGAGAAUUCUGACAAAAUGAGACCAAAGUUAUUUAAAACUUCAACCUUGGACAUAGAUACACCCAAACGGAAACUGGUACCUAUUAGUCAGUGGGGUGUUUACUUCUCUGCGGACAAUAAAGUCAGUGUUAAUGCAUUUAUUGAGCGUGUUAAUGAAAUUAAAGAGGCUAGGAAUGCGACUGAUGAGGACUUGUGGCGUUAUGCGAUAGAUUUUUUUAAGGGUGACGCCUUGAUAUGGUUUAGAGCUAAUAAAGUUCAGGCUACAAAUUGGAAGGAAUUAGUGGUCUUAUUAAAAAGAACUUUUCAAUCACCGUUUUAUCAGGAUGACUUGUUAGCGGAAAUAAAGGCAAGGACGCAAGGUAAAGACGAAUCUAUAGCUAUUUAUAUGUCAACCCUUCAAAACAUGUUUAAUCGCUUGCCAUUGCCGAUUACGGAACAGGAAAAAAUAUCUAUAAUCUUACGAAACAUACAGCCAUAUUAUCAAAGAGCGAUCUGCAGGGAUGUGUUCUUUUCGGUCGCUGAAAUAGUAGAGGUUUUAAGGAUAGUCGAAAGAACCAAAAUCAAUUGUGAUAGGUUUGAAGAACCUAAGUCUCACACAAUCAACUUAGAACCAGAUUUAGCUUAUAAAAAUAAUUCACUGCCGGGAACCAGCAAAAAUGUUAACGAAGUUUCGGCAAAAAUUGAAAUAGAUAACGUCACAACCAGCGCUCAAAGGCUUAUAACAGGUAGGUGUUGGAAUUGUCGGGAGGUAGGGCACUUAUUUAGGUCAUGUAGUGUUCCUAAGCAGCGAUUGUUUUGUUACAAAUGUGGUCGUUUUGGAGUGACUUCUAAAGAUUGCGUAUGUAAGGGAAACGCCACAGGGGAAAGUAUGAAUCCUGCCAAAUAAACUUUCCCCUAGAUAAACAUAGUAAGGAGUGGCAGGACUGGCUUAGGACGGUAAAGAAGUUUAUGUCUCGCGGGGAAUUGAACCCAGUAGUUUUAGAAAGAGAUAAUGAUAAUAGGGACUAUGUACUUAUCGACAUUUUGGGCAUUACACAUAUAGCGCUUUUGGACUCAGGGGCUAAUCGAACUGUUAUUAACAGAGAUUUAGCUCAAACUUUAAGAGGUCUAGGCUUAAAAACAUAUCGCUCUAAGGACGUACAGGUAGCUACCGCCGAUGGUAAUCGUCAUAAUAUUACUGAAAUUAUAGAUGUUCCGGUCAAAUUCAAUGGGCGCUUUAAUGUAGUAAAGAUGAUGGUUAUGCCGAACUUGUCACAGAAAGUUUUAUUAGGAAAAGAUUUCUUUGCUAGGUUUGGUAUCUUCAUUGAUUUUAAAGGAGAAAAGUCGGAUUGCCGUCAGAUGAUCAACGCUUUAUCCUUACAAGAACCAUGUGUGGUUUCAAGGGAAGAUUUAAGUAUAGAGCAGCAAGAACUCUUGAAUAGGUUGAUUGAGAUAAUGAAACAGACAAUUGGCUCAGGAUUAGGACGCACAAAUAUUAUUAAACAUGAAAUUGACACUGGUGGUUGUAAGCCAAUACAUCAAAAGCAGUACAAUUUCUCGCCGGUAAUUAAACGUGAAAUUGAACGUGAAUUGGAUGAUAUGUUAGAAAAAGAUGUUGUAGAACCGUCACACAGUCCUUGGUGUUCACCAGUUCUGAUAGUUAAAAAACCAAAUGGGGAGAAUAGGUUGUGCUUGGAUAGUAGACAGGUCAACAAGGUGACAAAGAGAGAUACAUAUCCUCUGCCUAGAGUAUCGAACAUAUUAGAUCAUCUCAAAAACGCCAAAUUCUUAAGCACAAUUGAUUUAAAAUCAGCAUUUUGGCAAAUAUCUUUAUGUGAAUCGAGUAAAGAAAAGACUGCUUUUGC